Macrosteles quadrilineatus (aster leafhopper) is the source of this 3975-nucleotide messenger RNA. RefSeq names its product forkhead box protein O (gene foxo). Bases 394 to 1605 code for a protein of 403 amino acids. Gene Ontology annotation, cellular component: nucleus. The record is from RefSeq and is a predicted model, not a curated record. The transcript is spliced from 5 exons. Gene Ontology annotation, molecular function: RNA polymerase II cis-regulatory region sequence-specific DNA binding; DNA-binding transcription factor activity, RNA polymerase II-specific. Gene Ontology annotation, biological process: regulation of transcription by RNA polymerase II. Lineage: Eukaryota; Metazoa; Arthropoda; Insecta; Hemiptera; Cicadellidae.
CACUCGGUUCGGGUAGGUCGCGUCAGUUUGUUCUCCGGUCUACGACGUAUUUCACGCAUAACCCACGUCGGCGAGUACGAUCUGUGACAUGGUACUAAUUAUGUAACUCGGGGUGAAUCAAGCCGUGGUGCGUCAAUUGAUACGUAUAAUAAAACAUUGUUUAUUUCCGCGCAGUUUGCUGGACUCACGUGGUGCCUGGUGCCGUCGCAGUAGACUACGAGCGGGUGACCUUGUGAUGACGGAUAACACUUUGGCGCUCUCCUUCGACUCUAUUAGAAUAUUAGACGGCGAACGCGCGUCGGUGUGUUAACGUGGGAGACAUUUAUUAUUCCAAUUGUAGUGAAAUUGAAGGAAUCGUCGGCUGUGAUUGUGACCGAGUGAUUCUAGUGUAAGAUGAUGGAGCCGCCUAUGAGCGAGAUAGACAUGGGCUUCGAGCCUCAAACCAGGGCGAGGUCCAACACGUGGCCUCUGCCUAGACCGGAGAACUACGUAGAGGAGCCGACCAACAUCAAGUGCGAGGUAGGUGACGGCUUGGACCAGAAGAUCCUGGGCAUCGGAGGACCCGUGGUGCCGUCGGCCACCGCCGCGCUCAAAAAGAACUCCAGCAGGAGGAACGCUUGGGGCAACCUGUCGUACGCGGACCUCAUCACCCAGGCCAUCAGCUCGGCGCCGGAAAAGAGGCUCACGUUGUCACAGAUAUACGAGUGGAUGGUGCAGAACGUGCCCUAUUUCAAGGACAAGGGGGACAGCAACAGCUCUGCUGGAUGGAAGAACUCGAUACGACACAACCUAUCACUCCACAACCGCUUCAUGAGGGUGCAGAACGAAGGCACGGGCAAGUCCUCCUGGUGGAUGAUCAACCCGGACGCCAAGCCUGGCAAGUCCGCCCGUCGCCGCGCCACCUCCAUGGAGACGUCCAAGUUCGAGAGGAAGCGAGGGAGGGUCAAGAAGAAGGUGGAAGCUCUGAGGAACGGUCUAGACGCUACUCCUUCCCCUUCCUCGUCUAUCUCUGAGAGCCUAGACCUGUUCCCGGAGUCUCCUCUACCCGGCUUUCAGCUGAGCCCUGACUUCCGUACACGAGCGUCGUCCAACGCGUCGUCGUGUGGUCGUCUGUCGCCCAUCCCCGCCCUGGAGCCGGACUGGACACCCUACUACGGUCCGGAGCAGCUGGCCGGCAACCUGGAGUCCACCAUGAGGCUCGACCAGCCGCAGUUCAUGUACCCUACACCUCCGCCGUACCACCCCCCCGCACCCGCGCCGGCCUUCUCGUCGUACCCGCCCUGUCCGCUGCACCGCGGCCAGCCGUGCAACUGCCAACACCACCCCACGGCUAAGCAGAGCAUCUCGCCGUCGUAUCCUCAGUCCCCCAGUCCCAGUCCCCCGGCCACCAUGAUGGGACAGCUGAUGGGAGCUCUCAACCACCCCACGUUGCUGGACGACCUGAACCUCAACAUCGAGACCAUCCCCGGGGGCUUCGAAUGUAACGUGGAGGAGGUCAUCCGACACGAGCUGUCCAUGGACGGCAACCUUGACUUCAACUUCUCCCAGCAGCAGCAGACGGCGCAGACUGCGGACCCCUACGCUGGCAGAUCCUGGGUGCAUUAGCGGGCCUGUAAUGUUGUCUUCCCUCAGUGACACAAUGUCACCCCCAUGGCAGCAUGCUGCGUCAUCAGGCAACACACCCUCACUCUUCUUUGUUACUCUUAGUGUCAUUUUCUCAUUUCAUAGUAUAUUUUUUUAAGUUUAAAAAUUUUAUUUUUGACUCAUGUACAAAUUGUUGUUAGAUUAAUUGAUUUAUGGUCGGAUCAGCUAGUUCAUGAUCUCAGUUGAGGCAGUGAGAGGACGUGACUGUGGCGGGUGUUGUCACUUCACGGUCUAACUUUUCUUGUGAAAACUGUGCCAAAUGACCUUGUAAUUUUCGUUGUAACAACAAAAUUACUGUUACCUCAGAUGUUGUUUAUCGAGCUUCAAGAGUUCUAAGUAAACGACUGAACCAAACGUUUAUCCGGGCUUUCAUUGUUCAACUACAGUCAAUAUGUAGAUAUAAGGUUUUGACAAUCCCAGAACUGAUUGACAUUUUAUGCACAACUAUACUCAAUGCACAGAAAUAUUUUCAAAUAUUAUUAGAGAAUGUAGCAGAAAAGAAUCGAAUAUUGUUAAAAUGCUGGACAUUUUAGAAGUACUGAACUGAAAUGCAUUACUCAUAAUUAUUGGAUGUUAAACAUUUUAUCUUUUUUGUGUUGUAGAUCAAGAUGCAACCCACACAUUUUUAGCAGGACAAUAUAUUUUUAAUAUCAAUAGUUAUCUAUAAACUGUACCAAAACUAUAGUUGAAUAUACAGUAAAUAUAUACAAGUAUACAGAUUUACUGUUGGCCUACUGAUCUAGUCUCUUAAUUCCCACAGCAGUAUGUUAUUCUGCAUUGUCUAGAGUUGUGGUGCCGUGUGCCAUUUUCAAGACAGAACUAUUUUAAUUGUUCAAAUUAUACGUAACUGAGAAAGCUCAAGAUUUUCAAACAUCUUACAGAUAAAAUCUAUUUGUAUGUCGGAGAGAAGGUAUGUUUUAUAACAGAACAUAGGUUUAGUUUAAAGGGUGCAGUUGUCGAAUGUGUUGUGAUGGUCCUGUAAAGUGGAGUUGUACAUGUCAACAUCAACAGAUGAGUGUUAUUAUAAACUUCAAAGAUGAAGGAAAUAAGUAUUUCCUAUAUUACUCAACAUGUAAUUACAAACCAGGCUAUGAAGCACGAUUAAACGUGUAAUUUUAAUUUUGAAGGCCAUUUUGGAAAGAGCAAUGAGUUUUUUUUAGAGGUAGCUAUUCGAUACCUAUUAUCUCAGCAUAAUCUAUGUAUUGUUUGAAAAACAUCAAAGGAGACAAAAUUUGAGCGGUAAACUUCACUUUACAUGGCAAAUAAAAUAAGUCAAAGCAUAGUUACCUAGAGUCAAGAUGUGUUUUGACUGAAAGCUAAUGUUCGCCACCAUGUGUACAUAUGUUUGUUAAGUAAUUUUUUGUACAAACCACUCUAGGGUUAGGUAGCCUGGUUCAAUCCACAUUCUGCACAGAGCAUUCUCUGUGAUACUGUUACUUGUGUUGUUUUAGAAUUACAGUACAAGCUUUAGGUCGAUGUUCAUUAUCCUCUGUCGGAGCUUGGUUGUAUUUUUUCAGUUUGAUGUCGAGCGGUCAUGUUUAGGGUGUAGCUAUCGUUGUUGAACUUGACGUUAAUAUCGAUGGUCGAUGUAUAGUGGUAGCUCAGAAUCUAUGUGUUCGCUGCCUCGUAGCACGGGUUUGUGUGCUAACGUGUAGUUAACAAAAAUAAACUGAAACCAUAACCCGGAAUUGUAUCUUUCCAUGUUUCAGCGUCAUUCAAAAACCUAUUCCAGCUUAGUUUUAAUAAUUUUAAGUGCCUUUUAAAUCAUGAUGGUUGCUAUAUAAGCGCAUAUGUGUUACUUGAAUGUUUAUACCUAAGUUACAAAGGCUUUCACCCUGUCAUUAUGUUAUUAAACAGUGUUUUUUUUUCAAACAACUUUAAAAUCCAUUUCAGUAUUGAACAUAUUUUAUGACCAGUCAGUUGAUUUUAACGCUAACUUUUAAGAAAUAGUUGUGGAUAAAAUAAAUAUGCCUAUUUAGGUUCUUUAAACUUUGUUAAGUUUUGAAAAUAAAUUGAUAUGGUCAAGUCAAGAUUUGCAACUAUGACAAAUUUUAUAGUUUUUUUUUUACGGCUAAGUGAAAAGUGACUUAAAAUUGUACUUAAAUGCUCAUUAUUACCUUUCUUGAUAACUUUUGUUGAAGAACUCAAGAAAUUUAAGAAUUAUAAAUCUGUUUUAGAAAAUAUGCAAAAAACAUUUUUUUAAGGAUAACAAGGAUAACAGUGUUAUAGUCUAAGUGUAUAUAGAUUUCCUGCCAGAAGGUGGAUAUUUUAGGUUAUAACUGUAUAGAAUAUUUGAAUUGUAAGAAUAAAUUGUGUACAUUUAUGAAACUA